UCAUUGAAUGUUUUAGGUGUAGCUGAAGUGGGUAACAGUUUGUUUGUUAUUGGUGGUAACGAUGGUACAUCUUUUCUCAAUUCAUGUGAGCGAUACGAUCCACUUACAAAUAAAUGGUCGUAUGUUCCACCAAUGAGUAGACCUAGAGCUGGCAUUGGUGCUGCUGUCGUUGAUGGUAUUUUAUAUGUAGCAGGUGGAUUUGAUGGUAUUGCAAGGCUGAGUUUGGUUGAAAUGUUUGAACCACGUAUGAACAUGUGGCAGGAAGUGGCACAUAUGAACUCAUGUCGUGAUGGUGUUUCUAUGGUGAACUAUGGAAGCCAACUUUAUGCUGUUGGUGGAAUUGAUGGACGAUCUUAUUUUAGUACUGUUGAGAUAUUUGAUCCAAAGACUAACACAUGGGAGGAAGUAUUGCCAAUGGAAACAUGUCGAGCUGCGGCAGGAGUUGCAGUUUUACCUGAUGUAUAUAGUGUGUGAAUUGUGGACUGGGUUCCAGAAAAUAAAUUUUUAAUUGAAAUACUGUAAAUAAAACAUUAUUUAUAAGACAAAUCAGAGAUAGGAAAUUUUAUAGACCAACGUAUAUAGUAUGUACUAUUUACAUAUAAUUUUAAUCUUUCUAAAUUCAUUUGUAAAUUUGAAUCAUUUUGAUGAAAUAAUAUUUGGUUGAAGAUGGAUUACAAUAUAUUAACUUUUUAAAA
Messenger RNA from Xenia sp. Carnegie-2017, 695 nucleotides. Its product is annotated as kelch-like protein 8. NCBI's taxonomy places the organism in Eukaryota, Metazoa, Cnidaria, Anthozoa, Malacalcyonacea, Xeniidae. Gene Ontology annotation, molecular function: protein binding. The annotation marks the transcript as partial. The transcript is spliced from 2 exons. The record is from RefSeq and is a predicted model, not a curated record.